Brachypodium distachyon (stiff brome) is the source of this 2314-nucleotide messenger RNA. Its product is annotated as cullin-1. Gene Ontology annotation, biological process: protein ubiquitination; ubiquitin-dependent protein catabolic process. Gene Ontology annotation, cellular component: cullin-RING ubiquitin ligase complex. NCBI's taxonomy places the organism in Eukaryota, Viridiplantae, Streptophyta, Magnoliopsida, Poales, Poaceae. The transcript has 18 exons. Bases 53 to 2275 code for a protein of 740 amino acids. Gene Ontology annotation, molecular function: ubiquitin protein ligase binding. The record is from RefSeq and is a predicted model, not a curated record.
GAAGCGAGCCGCCUCAAACCCCAAAACCCUUCCCAUCCCCCGUUCCUGCGCCAUGGCGCAGAUUCCGAUAGAGCUCGAGGUUGGGUGGCGGUCCAUGGUGGCCGGCAUCUCCAAGCUCAAGAGCAUCCUUGGCGGUGACGGAGGCGUGUGCUUCAGCUCCAAGGAGUACAUCGAUCUCUACACGACGAUAUUCAACAUGUGCACGCAGAAACCACCGAACGACUACUCGAAGCAGCUCUACGAGCGCUACAAGGAGGCCCUGGACGAUUACAUAAAAUCUGUGGUCGUACCCUCGUUGAAGGGCAAGCACGGUGAAUUUCUACUGAGGGAAUUGGUUGGGAGGUGGAAGAACCACAAGGUGAUGGUCAGGUGGUUGAGCAGGUUCUUUCACUACCUCGACCGAUACUACGUUUCACGGAAGUUGCUUCUGCCGCUGAAUGAACUCGGCCAGAGUUGCUUCCACGAUCUUGUUUUCAAAGAGCUAAAAACUACAUUGACUCUGACUUUGAUUGACAUGAUUGAUGCUGAGAGGGAGGGUCAGCUUAUAGACCGUGCUCUUGUCAAGGAUGUCAUUGAUAUCUAUGUCGAGAUUGGAUGGGGUAGCUUAGGUCUUUAUGAGGGUGAUUUUGAACAGGAUUUUCUCAAUAGUACUACAGAUUACUAUUCAAAGAAGGCACAAGCCUGGAUUGUGGAGGAUUCUUGCCCUGAAUACCUGCUCAAGGCUGAGGAAUGUUUACAAAAAGAGAAAGAGCGAGUAGGACAUUACUUGCAUUCCAAAACUGAAACAAAAUUGCUAGAGGAUUCUUUAUUAGAGCUGAUAAGUAGGCGGGCAGAACAAAUUCUUAAUAAGGAGAAUUCUGGAUGCAGAGUGUUGCUUUUAGAUGGAAAGACCGAGGAUCUAUCAAGGAUGUGUAGGCUCUUUUCUAGGGUGGAGGACGGGCUGUUUCAACUGUCUAAAGUAUUUAAGGAGCAUGUCAACGAGGAGGGUAUGUCCCUGUUGAAAAGUGCAACUGAUGCUGCCAACAGUAAGAAUGAGAGGAAGGAAAUAGUGGGUGCGCUGGAUCAGGAUUUUGUGCGGAAAGUCAUCGAGCUCCACGACAAACAGCAAUCAUAUGUUAUCAACUGUUUCCAAAACAACACAGUAUUCCACAAGGCUAUUAAGGAGGCUUUCGAAAUUAUUUGCAACAAAGAAGUUGCUGGCUGCACUAGUGCUGAAUCGCUUGCAACAUUCUGUGACAACAUCUUACGGAAAGGUGGAAGUGAAAAAUUAGGUGAUGAAGCUCUAGAAGAGACACUUGAAAAGGUGGUGACCAUUCUAACAUACAUCAGCGAUAGGGACCUCUUUGUUGAGUUUCACAGAAAGAAGCUUGGAAAGAGAUUACUCUUUGAUAAGAGUGUCAAUGAUGAACAUGAGAGAAGCCUUCUUUCCAAGCUAAAGCAGUACUUUGGGGGACAGUUGACUUCAAAGAUGGAGGGCAUGCUCGGUGAUAUGACAAGAGCGAGAGACCAACAGGCUAACUUUGACGAAUACAUGAGCCAGAUCACAGAAUCAAAUCCUAGGGUAGACUUCAGUGUUACUGUUUUGACGGCAGGACGCUGGCCAACCUACAAGAGCUCUAAUAUAAAUCUUCCUUCGGAGAUGAUCAAAUGUGUGGAAGCUUUCAAGAACUAUUAUGAUUCCAAAGAGAAAUGCAAAAAGCUUAGUUGGUUGUAUUCUAUGGGAAACUGCAACAUCGUUGCAAAGUUUGACACCAAACCUAUCGAGCUGAUUGUUACAACAUAUCAGGCUGCACUGCUGCUGCUAUUCAACGGAGCUGAUCGACUAAGUUACUCAGAGAUCGUGACACAACUAAACCUGCCUGAUGACGAUGCUCUGCGCUUGCUCCAUUCGCUCUCAUGUGCAAAGUACAAGAUUCUCAACAAAGAGCCACUUAACCGGACAAUUUCUCCGAAUGACAUCUUUCUGUUCAACCACAAAUUUACCGAUAAGAUGCGGAGGAUAAAGGUACCGCUUCCUCCAACUGACGAGAAGAAAAAGGUUGUCGAAGAUGUCAACAAGGACAGAAGGUUUUCUAUCGAUGCAGCCAUUGUGCGUAUCAUGAAGAGCCGCAAGGUGAUGGGCCAUCAGCAGCUCGUGGUGGAAUGCGUGGAGCAGCUUAGUCGCAUGUUCAAGCCUGACGUCAAACUUAUCAAGAGGAGGAUCGAGGAUCUUAUCAGCAGGGAAUAUUUGGAACGUGACCUGGAGACGACGAACAGCUACAGAUACUUAGCUUAAUUGGUGCUGACUGUUGCGUUCAGGGGCAGCAUGUUUCUG